CAAAGUUACAACCCGCACGGCUCAGUACUCUAAAAACCGAUGAUGCACCUUCACAAAGUUUAUCAUCGUAGCCUCUCUCGCCUUGCUCUCUCCGUCUCUGCUCGCUCCCCUCCCUUUUCCCCUUCGUCUCUUUCCCUCUCGCCCCCCGCAUUCCUUGCUCUCCGUCCCUUCAGAAACGCCUUUUCUUCCCUCAAAACCGCCUCCACCAUGACCGCCUCUCGAUUCACCAAUCUCGUCCCCAUCAACGCUUUGGCCGGUGAAGACAACGGCGGAGGAGCCUCCAACGGCGCCGUAUCUUCUUCUUCUUCCAAUACUGCUCCCAAUGGAAAUGAAGACGAGUCGACACUGGGAGUUGGAUAUUGUCUUCCUCCACCGGAGAUCAAGGACAUCGUGGAUGCUCCCCCGCUUCCUGCAUUGUCAUUCUCGCCACACAGGAAUAAGAUACUGUUUCUUAAGCGGAGAGCUUUGCCUCCGUUGGCAGAACUAGCAAGACAGGAGGAAAAGUUGGCUGGUAUUCGUAUUGAUGGAAGAUAUAAUACUAGAAGUCGGAUGUCAUUCUAUACGGGUAUUGGAAUUCAUCAGUUAAUGCCUGAUGGUACCCUAGGGCCAGAGAAAGAGGUACAUGGUUACCCUGCUGGUGCGAAGAUCAAUUUUGUUACGUGGUCACUUGAUGGUCAGCAUUUGGCAUUCAGCAUCCGAGUUGAUGAGGAAGAAAACACUAGUGGUAAGCUUAGAGUAUGGGUUGCUGAUGUGGAGACUGGGAAUGCUAGACCUUUGUUUCAGUCGCCCAAUAUCUAUCUAAAUGCGGUUUUUGACAAUUUUGUUUGGGUAAACAAUUCUACUCUGGUAGUUUCCACCAUCCCCUUAUCCCGUGGAGCCCCCCCAAGUAAACCUUCGGUUCCCACUGGCCCAAAGAUACAAUCCAAUGAGCAGAAAAACAUUAUUCAAGUUAGGACUUUCCAGGAUUUGCUUAAAGAUGAAUAUGACGAAGAUUUGUUCGACUACUAUACAACUACACAACUUGUAUUGGCUUCUGUGGAUGGGACAGUGAAGGAAAUCGGCCCACCAGCUGUGUAUACAUCAAUGGACCCCUCCCCAGAUGGGAAGUACCUUUUGAUUAGUUCAAUUCACAGACCAUACUCUUUCAUUGUACUGUGCGGAAGAUUUCCUAAGAAGGUUGAUUUGUGGACAACUGAUGGGAAGUUUGUUAGGGAACUCUGUCAUUUACCACUUGCUGAGGACAUUCCCAUUGUAUCCAAUAGUGUGCGAAAAGGGAUGCGCUCUAUCAAUUGGAGAGCAGAUAAGCCAUCAACACUCUACUGGGUAGAGACGCAAGAUGGAGGUGAUGCGAAAGUGGAAGUUUCGCCCCGUGAUAUAGUUUAUACACAGCCUGCUGAGCCACUAGAAGGUGAACAGCCAGCGAUCUUACACCAACUUGAUCUUCGUUACGGAGGCAUUUCUUGGUGUGAUAAUUCGCUGGCUCUAGUUUAUGAAUCUUGGUACAAAACACGGCGAGUGAGAACCUGGGUGGUUUCUCCUGGAUCUGAGGAUUCUAGUCCACGUAUUCUAUUUGAUAGAUCAUCAGAAGAUGUGUACUCGGAUCCUGGCUCUCCAAUGCUACGGAGAACUCCCACCGGAACUUAUGUGAUUGCAAAGGUAAAUAAGGAAAAUGAUGAAAGCACAUAUAUUUUACUGAACGGAAGCGGUGCUACACCUGAAGGGAACAUUCCAUUCCUUGAUCUGUUUGACAUAAAUACAGGCAACAAAGAACGAAUAUGGCAGAGUGACAAAGAAAAGUAUUAUGAGACUGUUGUUGCUUUAAUGUCUGAUCAGAAAGAAGGGGAUUUGCGUCUUGAUCAGUUGAAAAUACUGACUUCCAAAGAGUCAAAAACUGAAAACACCCAGUACUACAUCCUGAUCUGGCCAGAUAAACAAGCACGUCAAAUCACAAAUUUCCCUCAUCCCUACCCACAACUCGCAUCAUUGCAGAAAGAGAUGAUCAGGUAUCAGAGAAAGGAUGGGGUUCAACUUACUGCAACAUUAUAUCUGCCACCAGGCUAUGAUCCAUCAAAAGAUGGCCCUCUUCCAUGUCUGAUUUGGUCUUACCCUGGAGAAUUUAAAAGCAAAGAUGCUGCUGGACAAGUUCGUGGUUCUCCUAAUGAAUUUGCUGGCAUAGGUCCUACAUCACCCCUCCUUUGGCUGGCUAGAAGGUUUGCAAUUCUGUCAGGACCAACAAUUCCUAUUAUUGGCGAGGGCAAUGAGGAGGCAAAUGACAGGUACAUAGAGCAGUUGGUUGCGAGUGCGGAGGCUGCAGUCCAGGAAGUUAUCCGACGUGGAGUGGCACAUCCAAACAAAAUCUCUGUCGGGGGACAUUCCUAUGGUGCAUUCAUGACUGCAAAUCUCUUAGCACAUGCCCCCCAUCUUUUCUGUUGUGGAAUUGCUCGCUCUGGUGCUUACAACAGAACACUUACUCCUUUUGGUUUUCAGAAUGAAGACAGAACUCUUUGGGAGGCCACGACCACUUAUGUGGAGAUGAGUCCUUUCAUGUCAGCUAAUAGAAUUAAGAAGCCAAUAUUGCUCAUCCAUGGAGAAGAAGACAAUAAUCCUGGAACUUUAACGAUGCAGUCUGAUCGUUUCUUCAACGCUCUGAAAGGUCACGGUGCCCUUUGUCGCCUAGUGAUUCUUCCAUUUGAGAGCCAUGGCUAUGCCUCACGGGAGAGUAUCAUGCAUGUCCUCUGGGAAACUGAUAGAUGGCUACAGAAAUAUUGUGUGUCAAAUAAUUCUGAUGUAAAUGCAGAUGUUGAUCCCACAUCUAAAGAUGAUUCAAGUAAAGGGGCUACUGAUUCCAAAAGUGAAGCAGCUGCUGCUAGUGGAGGCGGUGGUCCAGAGGCAUCACAUUUUGAAUGUGAAGAACUUCAUCCAAGGUUAUCAUUAUGUUCUUUGAACUAUGAGGUGUAGAUUACAUUGCCAUUGGCCACCGGGUGGUAAAGCUGGAGCAUGAAUAUGGUGUACAAUUUGAAGUCGGACGGCUUGGAACAGUGCAGACGGACAUCAACUUCUUGUUUUUGAACUCUGCUUCCGAAGUCUAACUCAUAAUUGAAACACAAAAUGUCAUUUGAUCCAAGCUUUACGGCACCGAGAAAUUGUGAGUUGCUGUCAAUUAACUAACUUGUGGAUUAUGGGAUGUAUUUUCUGUAUUAGUUGCUCGUGCCCAUAAAAAGCUUUUUGCACUAAAUUAUUUGUUGUCCAAGUGCAUAAGAGCUCAUUAUUUCGCUCGAAGGUGUAAUUUGAAGGAUUUUCUAUCGGUUGUAGCAUUCAUCUGUGAAUUUAUUGUACUAGAUAUGGCAGAAUGAGCAAUAAUUUCA
This is a messenger RNA of Juglans microcarpa x Juglans regia, 3365 nucleotides long. Its product is annotated as probable glutamyl endopeptidase, chloroplastic. The coding region runs from base 40 to 2958 and encodes 972 amino acids. Gene Ontology annotation, biological process: proteolysis. Lineage: Eukaryota; Viridiplantae; Streptophyta; Magnoliopsida; Fagales; Juglandaceae. The transcript has 11 exons. Gene Ontology annotation, molecular function: serine-type endopeptidase activity. The record is from RefSeq and is a predicted model, not a curated record.